UAUCUCCGCUCCGCCUGCGCUCGCCCCGCCGCCGGAGACAGCCGCCCGCCGGCGCGGGGAAACAAAUCGGCCGAUCCUCGCGAGAGCCACGGCGCUGCAGUAGCGGGCGGGCGCCGGCGGGCGGGCCGACGGGACAGGGCUGCGAAGACCGGGAUCCGGGAGGGGCCCCCAAGAGCUUGCAUCGGCGCUUUGGUGGUGAGCUGAGAAUUCUUCUACGCAAUAACUUUCAAGACAAGGAAACACCAUGGGAGAAAGAGUGAACAAUUUCCCCCCUCUGCCCAGAUUCAUCCCCCUGAAGCCAUGUUUUUACCAGGAUUUCGACGAGGAAAUUCCCCCACUCCACAGAACCACAGUCAAGCGUCUUUACUACCUCUGGAUGUUGAAUAGCAUCACCUUGGCUGUCAAUCUGAUCGGUUGCCUUGCAUGGCUGAUUGGAGGCGGUGGAGCCGUUAACUUUGGACUGGCAAUCCUUUGGCUUAUUCUCUUUACACCCUGCUCCUACGUGUGCUGGUUUAGGCCAAUUUACAAAGCUUUCAAGACUGACAGCUCCUUCAGCUUCAUGGCUUUCUUUUUCACCUUCAUGGCGCAGCUGGUGAUCAGCAUCAUUCAAGCCGUCGGCAUCCCUGGCUGGGGAGUUUGUGGCUGGAUUGCAGCGAUCUCUUUCUUUGGGACCAACGUGGGCUCGGCUGUCGUGAUGCUCAUCCCUACCGUUCUCUUCACAGCCAUGUCGGUCUUCUCCUUCAUUGCUCUCAGUAUGGUGCACAAAUUUUACCGAGGGAGCGGCGGCAGCUUCAGCAAAGCUCAGGAGGAGUGGACCACCGGCGCCUGGAAAAACCCUCAGGUCCAGCAGGCGGCACAAAACGUGGCCGUGGGCGCCGCAAACAACGCCAUGAUGCAGCACGAAACGCAGUAUUCGGCCACCCCUAACUACAACUACGCCAACGACAUGUGAGGAGUCAGGAAACGCACACACACACCCCACCCCACCCACCCCGGUCCGAGGCGAUCCCCAGAAGACGUUGGCUUUAGGUGGGCAAGGAAGGAACGAAGAAGGCCGUGUGUUGUGGGUGCGGGUAUCUUGUGUAGGUUUCCAAGGGAUGAAUUCCAUCAUCUUGUUGCCGCGGUUGGGGAGGGGAAGAGGGGGGCGGCCAGAUGGCGGGAGAGACGUUGUCCGGGAGAAAAAUCUCUGCAUUUGAUUCUUCUUCCUCUUCCUGGGUCCCAUCCUUGGGCCUCCUGCGGUGUCUUCUUUCCCCUCCUCUUCUUCUUCCUCCUUCUCCUCCUCCGGAGAAGAAACGCAUUGCCCUGCAGGACAGUUGUGUUGUGCUGUUGUGCCUGUGUGUGUGUGUGUGUGCGUGUGUGCUCAUUUCUCCCUCUUUUUUUUUUUUUUUUUUUUGGUGAAACCGUGUACGGUGGUGUUUUUUGACGUUUCUUGUGGUGAUCAUGAUUUUUCUAGCCGCAUCAGAGCACCGGAGGGAAGAGGUCUUCCCCUCUAGGGGAGGUGUGAGCCCUGAGCGUUUAAACCCCAUUCUUGACUGCAGGCGAUUCUCCCUGCGGCAAUCCAGAAGUGGAUUGCCGGCUUCGUCAUCCGUCAUUCCUCCUCUUUCUUUCUCUCUCUCUCAAAGCCACAGCAAUAACCCCGGCAGCUGGAAACCUGGCUAAACUGGGCUUGUUUCACAUUCCCAGGAAGGCUGUGUUUAUCGAGAUAGAAGCCAAGAUGGCUUACUCCUGUGAUGGCAAACCUAUGGCACGCAUGCCCAAGGUGGCAUCAUGGAGCCCUUUCUUUGGGCACCUGCGCCAUCGCCAGCUGGCUUUUGUGGCCGCCGGAGCAGCGAAAAACGGCCUGAAAAUGGCACCAGAAACGACCAAAAACGAAGCAAAAACUAGCCUGCUGGUCUUCCGAAUUCUAGUGCUCUGGCGCACACAAAGAUCAGCUGCAUGCUGGAAGCGCAAAGAUCAGCUGGCCAGCACAUGCGUGCAUGCCGGCCAGCUGGUUUUUUUUGGGUUUCCAGCACUCCAGCACACGUGGAUGUGCCUUGCGGUUUGGCCAAUUGCCGCCGAAAGGAUUCGCCAUCCCUGGUUUACUCUGUCUUGGAAAUUUCCAUCGUCUCUAUCCAGUUCCCUUUCCUAGGUCUCUCCCUUUCAGCCUGAACAAAUCCCCGUUUUACGAAGUCUACGCUUCCUCGAUUGAUCCGAGUUAGCAAUGUAAUGAAAAGCAAGCCUUCCUUUUGAAAACAUCUGGAGAGACUAAAUCAACACACGGUGUGGAUUUGAGGGUAGGUUUCCAGCCCGGCUCUUCCUUCCGCGAGGACCUGGCUGCCUCUUUGGCUCUCUGUUUUGUUUCCCUUUCCAACACUUCGGGGACAUGUUGCUACACGUUGGGAAUGUUUGUUGACCCGUUGGAAACGUAAACAAGCACCAGGCACAAACCACCACAUGUGGUGGCCCUGUUAAAAAAAAAAAAAA
Messenger RNA from Thamnophis elegans (Western terrestrial garter snake), 2463 nucleotides. It is a transcript of the gene SCAMP5, whose product is annotated as secretory carrier membrane protein 5. The record is from RefSeq and is a predicted model, not a curated record. Lineage: Eukaryota; Metazoa; Chordata; Lepidosauria; Squamata; Natricidae. Gene Ontology annotation, cellular component: trans-Golgi network membrane; recycling endosome membrane. Gene Ontology annotation, biological process: protein transport. The coding region runs from base 245 to 952 and encodes 235 amino acids. The transcript is spliced from 7 exons.